Molecule: messenger RNA, 630 nt
Organism: Dictyostelium purpureum
Lineage: Eukaryota; Evosea; Eumycetozoa; Dictyosteliales; Dictyosteliaceae
Exons: 2
Coding region: 1-630 (209 amino acids)
Source: RefSeq, a predicted model, not a curated record
AUGGAUUUUUCAUUUAACAAUAUUUUUAUGUAUUCUUUAGUAGUAUUCUUAAUUGUUUUUUUUAUAGUAUUAUUAGUAAAAUACAUUAGAAUAAAAAAACAAUUACAACAACAAAAUAAUAAUAAUAAUUACAAUAUAACCUCCAUACAACAUUAUACCCCAAUAACUAAUAAUUUAUUUGCUCAAAUGCAAUUUUCCCAACACCCACAACAACACCCACAAUAUGUAAAACCAAAUAAUCAAUCCCCAUCACAUUUAUUUGGUUUAUCAACUUCCCCAUCACACCUUGGAUCACAAUUUCCACCACCAACUUCAUCUGUUCCAUCCACAAGUUCAUCAACAACCUCAGAAGAAUGGAUAUUUGGACAAAGAUAUUUGGAAAUUAUAAGAGAAAGGGAAAAGGAAGAAAAAGAAGAAAAAGAAUGGGAAGAGUACCAAAAUUUAAUAAAAGACAAAAUGAAAAGAGAAGGUUUUUGCAAAAAGUGUAUCUCAGAAGAAAUAAAACCACAACAUUUGGCUUUUAUUGGGUGCGGCCAUCAAUUUUGUUAUAAGUGUAUUUUAAGAAGAUCAUUAAGUGACAAAACCUGCCCACGUUGUGAAGAACCAUUUGAUGAAAUCAUUAUAAUGUGA